UGUGUGUGUGUGUGUAAAAUCCUGUGUGAAGAUAAAAGGGCAUGUGAGAGCCUCGUUGAGCACACACUCCUGAUCGAUCAGACCUCAGACGGACAUCACCGCAGCACAGUAAGAGGAAGAAAAAACAAACCGCCAAGAUGUGUUGCUCCGGCUUUCUCAAAAUUAUGAUGUUUGUCUUCAAUGGUGGCAUCUUUUUGGCAGGUGCAGCCAUCAUGGGUGUGGGAAUAUGGGUCAAAGUGGACAGCAAUUCUCUGUUCGGUUUACUCGAGAAUGUGAAGAACGUACCACCCGAGCUAUCCCAGCUGGUCUAUGUCAGCUACCUGCUCAUAGGAGUGGGUGCUGUGCUGCUGAUCAUCGGUUUCCUGGGCUGCUGCGGAGCUAUGAGGGAGAGCAGGUGCAUGCUGCUGACGUUCUUCUGUAUUGUGCUGAUUAUCUUCCUGGUUGAAGUUGCUGGAGCUGUGGUGCUGCUCGUCUUCCGCAAUGUGGCUGAGGACCUUCUCAAAACACUGGAGACGGACGUAAGAGACAGCAUUCGCAAAGACUAUGGAGACCAAGAGGGUUUGACAUCUCUCUGGAACACCACCAUGGAGCAGUUUAAAUGCUGCGGAUAUAACAACUACACAGACUUUAAUGGCUCCCCCUUUAACCUCAAGGAUGGCAAAAAUCUUUAUCCAACCAUGUGCUGCAAUAGCACUAACACCAACACAUGUAGUGAAAACAUGGCAACAAUGUCGGAAGUGGAAGGCUGCUUUCAAAAGCUGCUGGACUGGAUAGAAAGUAAUGCUACGAUCAUUGCGGGGGUGGCUCUUGGAAUUGUUGCUCUUGAGAUUGCUGCUAUGGUGGUGUCAAUGGUUCUCUACAAGAACAUUGGCUCGAAGGCGUGAUGUUGAUGUGUCCUCCUCCCUUGAUACAAAAUAACAACAUUGUAAUUGGUGGAGAAAUGACUGUCUUGUUAGCACUUUUCUGUGUAUUGGGUUUGUGUCCUUUGAUUCAAAACAGAGACAUGACCUCACGCAUGUAGAACACUGUCACCCAGGAAGGAGAGGCAGGCGUUUGAACCACUGUGAUUUUUUAAAAACUGCAUUUUGUUCUGUGAUUUACUGGGCGUUUUAAGGAUGACUUUUUAAAGUAAGUAAUGCAUGUGCUGAACCACAUAUGUGUAUGUGUAUGUGUAAUGAAGCGCUGUGUGAGUGCAGCUGUGUCAGCUGUUUUUGUCCUGCAAAUUGAAUGCAGUGAUAUGAAAAAUAAUAUUUUUUUACAAUGGAUCACAUAUUAAAAAUAAAUAUAAAUAAA
Molecule: messenger RNA, 1293 nt
Organism: Solea solea (common sole)
Lineage: Eukaryota; Metazoa; Chordata; Actinopteri; Pleuronectiformes; Soleidae
Gene: tspan34a
Product: tetraspanin 34a
Exons: 8
Coding region: 138-884 (248 amino acids)
Cellular component (GO): membrane
Source: RefSeq, a predicted model, not a curated record